This is a messenger RNA of Musa acuminata AAA Group (dessert banana), 1692 nucleotides long. RefSeq lists its product as uncharacterized. Lineage: Eukaryota; Viridiplantae; Streptophyta; Magnoliopsida; Zingiberales; Musaceae. The record is from RefSeq and is a predicted model, not a curated record. The coding region runs from base 88 to 1176 and encodes 362 amino acids. The transcript is spliced from 3 exons.
UCUCUCUCUCUCUCUCUCUCUCUCUCUCACACACACACACACACAUCAUCCUCCAUCCACCUCUUCUCUCACCCAAUCUCUUCCUCUAUGAGGAUCCGAAAAAGACCACCCUUCUCUUCCUCCCACUCCCUCCCGUCUCUACCUCAUCCCUCAGAUCCACCCUGCCAAGUCCACCCACCAAGUGCGAGGCGUGAAACCAAGGAGAGCAUAGCAGGAGAAGUGUUGCACCCAGUUGGGGAUCUGCUGAUAGAUCCCCAUGAGUUGGGGGAGAAUCUGAAAAGACGGCCUGCUCCGGGCCCUCCUCUUUCAGAUCCAGUUGCCAACGGCGACAGCUGCAGUCGUGAGCGUGUGCAGGUGCUGAAGGUGAAGGAGGGGCGGUCGGUGGAUUCCAACCAGAGAUGGAAUGCGAAGGCCGAUAGCAGUCACAGCCACAGGGUACGUGGCAGCUCAGGUGCAGUAGCAUUGGGAGAGGCGGCGCAGACGAAAACGAUGGAAGGAAACGAUGGUGGAAAUGGGGAUGGAGGAUUGGAAACGAAGCUGGUGGAGAAGGAGAAGAAGGCCAAGGUGACGGCGCAAGCAAGCGCUGGUCCUGCCGCAGCUUAUGAUAAUGAUUGCACCAGUGUUGGGGAUAGAGAUAAGGAGGGAUGCGAUGGUGGGGCAGCAGUGGUGAGAGCUGGGAACGGGUCAAACGUUGAUGGGAGGAGGCGGAGGAGCCCGGCUGUGCCGGUGGAGGGUUCGCGGUGCAGCCGCGUCAACGGCAGGGGGUGGCGCUGCUGCCAGAAGACCCUCGUCGGGUAUUCUCUCUGCGAGCACCAUCUUGGCAAGGGAAGGCUGAGGAGCAUGAGAAGUGUCAGAGGUCAGUUGGGUAUACGUAAGCCCCAGUGGAGCACUGGUGGAGGAAAUAGCGUCGCACCAUCAACUUCAGCGCAAAAGCAACCGGAGGAGGAGGAGCACGCAACACAAAGUCUACACUUGCUUGUUGCUGCCGAUAACGAGGUGGGCAAGAUAGAGGAAGACGAAGAGGAGGAGGAGAAGACGGUAAGGAAGAAGAUAGGCAUGGUGAAGGCCCGAUCUAUCAGCAGUUUGCUUGACGGCACCAACCGCCCGGUGCUGUCGCCGUCGUUGCUAUCGCAGGUGCCGGAAGUUGGCAAUGAGGCAAAGAGCAGUGUGAGUUGAAGCAAUUGGAAGCUGAGGGUGUUGGAUUUGCUUCAUUCUUUUGCUGUUCCUUUGUUCUGCUUUGAUGGAGAACAGGAACACUGUGCAGUUGUUCUAGGAAAUCAUCAUCUACAUGGGAGAGAGAGAGAGAGAUUUGAUGGUGCAAGUCUAAGUGGCUUUGUGGCUUCUCCUUUUUGUUCAGAAGACAUGAAACCACUACAACUCCAUCUCCCCCCUUAGAACAGCUCAUCAUUUCACACUGGUUUUCUACUACCAAUGCUGCUAAUUAUUAUAUGCAUGAAGACAAGUAUAAUCUGCUAAGAACAUGGCAUAUUAUGACAAAAAUUGGGUGCAAUCUUAUUGGAUAUUCUUUUAGGUGUAUUGGAGUUGUGAGGAGUGCUGAUUAUUCUAUGCAGUAAGAAAACUUACAGGUAGAUUUGAUCUAUCAUGUUAAUUAUGUGGUUGACCAAUGGGGAUGGACCACAUCAGCAUCCUUCAUGGGUCCAUGAAGGAUGCUGAUGUUACAUCAUUGAUUGA